UCUUGCUGCAUUCUCGGUCUGUGCGUUCUCGGCCGAAAUCUACUGCACUUGGUCAGCGCUUCACUUUCUUGACAAAUCUCUGCACGAUUGAUCAGUUCUUUGCACGAUUAGGGAAUAUUUCCAGGUUUUCAUGGUCGAUCAGCAGCGCCAAAUGCAGGAGAGCAAUGCCGCCAGGAAGAUCCGCAAGCAAUGCACCAUCACAAAGUGGCGCGAGAGCUGGAUUGAGCGCUACAAAUUCCUUGAGGCCCGCUCAUGGAUGGAUGGCCUAGUCUUUGAGGGACGGGUUAUGGCACAGGUGGUCUUGGACUAGAGUUUUCCUUGGCACAAUCAUGGCCAAGAAGCAAGGGCAAAGAUUAUAGGGUAGAGUACGUUCUUUCAUCACCAUGCUGAUCUUUUUUGUAGGCUUCGAGAGCAGGGGAUGGGUUUUGCCACUUUGCUGCUGCAACUACGUCCUGUCCAAGGUGGACGAGUUGAUGGCCGCAAAUGCUGCGACGACUGAGUGGGAGGAUCAAGAGGAAACACUGGCACGUCUAACACGAUCUACGAGCGUGAUGGCUUGUUUCUCUCGUGACAGAACACCCCAAGUUAACUUACUGGAUCUCUUGGACGUGACCAAGAUCUUGCUGGAGCUAGUCUACUCCUGGCUGCUGCUUCAGCUCGGGCGCAACGAGCAAUCCUUGUUUCUCCUGGACAACUUCGAUUACGAGGAUCGGCCAGCUUAGCGAGGCUGAGACAAAUCCACGAUACUCUUUUUUCUUUGUCCUUCUAGGAGCUCAUGGCUGCGCAUGAUACGAUUGGUGAUGAUCAUGUAUACGGCAGCCAUGGUGCGACCACUCGCGGUCCUACAAUCGCUCCCGCCGGUGGAAGCGAGCCUUCUACCCCGUCGACGCGAGCGAGUAAAAAAAUGUAAUAGCAAUCUGAAAAAUGACCAACUCAAUUCCAACAAAAAAAUUCCAGAAA
Molecule: messenger RNA, 960 nt
Organism: Selaginella moellendorffii
Lineage: Eukaryota; Viridiplantae; Streptophyta; Lycopodiopsida; Selaginellales; Selaginellaceae
Exons: 3
Coding region: 384-722 (112 amino acids)
Source: RefSeq, a predicted model, not a curated record